AUGCCUUUCUCUACAGCUUCUGCCCUUGGUAUGGUCAUUGGCCAGGCCAUUGCUGGACGAAGUGUCUCUGAUACUCCAAGAGAGCAUUUCUCUCGUGCUGACAGUGGUGCAGCUCCGGGCAAAAAGGGUGUUAUGUUCAUGAACAGAAUCGCUCCUUCCGUAUCUAUCCUAUAUAUCGCCAAUGCAGAUGGAAGCAACGAACGUACACUACUCGGGAGUAGCUCUUCUUACGAUUAUCACGGAAAUUUCAGUCCCGAUGGAAAAUACGUUAUCUUCACCACUGAACGUAACGGAGAUGGACAGUCGGAUAUCUACAGAGUCAAGAUUGAUGGUACCGGAUUGGAAUCUUUGGUUGAAACACCAUCUUUCAAAGAUGCAGGUGUACUUUCGUCUAAUGGAACAACGCUUGCUUUUGUAUCCACCCAAGGAAACUUCACGGCAAAUUUCUGGGUUAAGGAUCUCACUACAGGAGUUGCCUUUAACCUCACCAACACACCCACCACAGCUGGUGAUAAUGCCCUCCCAGAUGGUCAUUUCCGUCCUUCUUUCUCACCUGAUGGAGAAUGGAUUGCUUUCUCCUCCGAUCGUAAUACCGCCUGGACCGGACAUAGCAACGGUACCAGUUGGGAACACACCCAGGAACUUUCCAUUUACAAGAUCCGACCAAACGGAUCCGACUUCUCCCAAGUUGUCACCAAAGCUGAGAACACCUACAACGCCCACGUGACUUCUGUCGACAGUGCAGAGACUCAAAUCGCAUCCGUAGAUGUUGCUACCGGACUCGAUUAUGUUUAUCAUACUUCUGGAGUUGGAUGCAAAGUCAAUGGCCAGUUCGUGACCGCCGAUGUUGUUGGCUUCAAUACCAAGGGUUCAACUGACGAUAACAUUGGCACCAACUACAACGGUACCGGCGCCGCGAACUGCACUACCAUCCUAGGCGAUAUGCGCAACCCUGCCUGGUCCCCAGACGGAACCCUGGCCAUCUAUGAAAAGCCCGAGUUUGACCCCGUCCUUCCAAUGGAGAAACCCUUGUACAGUUGGGACGGCGAUUACGAAUACCGCUUCACCGACGUCUUCCCCAUGCUUUCCAAACAAAACAAGUUAGUCAUCACUCAAAAACAACUCGGUAACUCAUCUAUUGUCACCAUGAACCCAGACGGUACCGAUCUCGAUUUGGUCUUCGACGUCUUCUCCAUAAACUCAACCUCAGCCUCUGGCACUGCCUCUGGUCUUGCAGGUGCAUUCCAACCUUCUUGGACUUCCGAUGGUGAAUGGAUUACCUUUGGACUUGGUGGCUGGUUUUUCGAAAGAUCAAGUCAGCCCGGUUGGAUUUAUCGCGUAACAGCUAACGGUUCUUACUACGAACAAUUGACUUUCGGAGAAGCCGGUGUUUCCAAUGCAGGAUUCCCUUCUUACUCACCCGAUGGUACCAAGAUCGUUUACAGAGAGUGUGGCCCUGCUCCUAUGUACUGCAUCGGUCUCCGCAUUCUGGAUCUGGCUGAUGGCACUGUCACAAACCUCACCGAUACCUGGGACAACACUCCUGGUUGGUCUCCAUAUGGAGAACGCAUCGUCUUCACCCGCCGCAACCAUAUCAACUGGGAUGAUCUUACAGCUACCGAUUCCUUUGACGUUUACACUAUCUUCCCUAACGGAACUAGCCUUACACAACUCACAACCGGUGGAGCCAAUGAUGCCCAUGCCGUUUGGUCCGCUGAUGGAAGAAUUUUGUACAGCAGUGGAAUGUAUGGUUUCAGAGAGGAGAGUCCGCUUUACGAUAAUGCAUUCCAGCCUCGCGGACAAAUCAUCUCGAUGAACUUUGAUGGAUCAAACAAAACUCUGUUGACUGAUAGUAUGUGGGAGAAUAUUAUGCCUCUUUACGUCCUCAAUGAUGAGUUUUAG
Molecule: messenger RNA, 1902 nt
Organism: Botrytis porri
Lineage: Eukaryota; Fungi; Ascomycota; Leotiomycetes; Helotiales; Sclerotiniaceae
Exons: 3
Coding region: 1-1902 (633 amino acids)
Source: RefSeq, a predicted model, not a curated record